AUGAGCAAUAGUAGUCGGAUCUGUGUGGCGGUUCGCAAGCGGCCUGUUCCCGAGGGCGCCGAUACCGAUAUCGUGGAGACGCCGAGCCCGAACGUCAUCGUGAACGAACCCAAAGUGAAAUACGACCUCACCCCAUAUACCGAACGCCACACCUUCACCUUCGACGAGGUUUUCAGCGAGUCGGUGAACAACGUGGAGGUCUACGAGCGCUGUUGUUUACCCCUCGUGGAGACGGUUUUCAGCCACGGCAACGCCACCUGUUUCGCCUAUGGGCAGACGGGAUCGGGAAAGACACACACGAUGCUCGGAUCCACGAAAGAACCCGGGUUGUACGCGAUCGCGGCGCGCGAGAUCUUCGCCCGUGCGGGGCAACUCCACGCCGACGUCUUCGUCGCCUUCUAUGAGAUCUACGGGCGAAAAAUCUUCGACCUUCUGAACGACCACGAGCGGCUUUUCGCGCGGGAGGAUGCCGAUAAGGUGAUUAACAUUUGCGGCCUCAGCGAGCACCAGGUGGGGGAUAUUCAGCAGAUUUUGGAUGUGAUUAAAACCGGCAGCGCCUACCGCGCGGCGGGGCAGACGAGCGCGAACAGCGAAAGCAGCCGAUCGCACGCGGUGUUGCAAAUCGAGGUGCGUGAGCGCGCGGCCGCGGGGGGAGGGGGGGCCGGGGGUUACGGCCGCCGAGGGCCGAAGACGAUCGGCAAGAUUUCCUUCAUCGACCUCGCCGGGAACGAACGUGGGGCCGACACCUUCGAUUGCGAUCGCAAAACGCGCAUGGAAGGGGCGGAGAUCAACAAAUCGCUUCUCGCGCUCAAAGAGUGUAUUCGGGCGUUGGGGAUGGGGAAGAGCCACGUGCCCUUCCGCGGGUCGAUCCUGACGGAGGUCUUGCGGGAUUCCUUCACGGGAAACAGCCGGACGACGAUGAUCGCGACGAUCUCGCCGACCGCCCCGCAUUGCGUGAAUACGAUCAACACGAUGCGCUACACGCAGCGCGUGAAGGAUCUCGGCGGCGGCGGCGGUGGGGGGGGGCGGGUGGAGCAGGUCCCCUUGGCCCCCCCCCGCCGGCGGGGGGCGGCGGAUGAAACGAAAACCCUUCGAGGCCGCCCCGCCGAUCCGAAAUCGGCCGGAGUGGGUGAGCGAUUUCGCGCCGCCAGAUUCGGGCGCGGAGGGCGCCGCCGAGGCGGAGGCCCCUCAACAAGUCACCCUCGCCGGCGGGGCCGCCGUGCGUUCCCCAGGUGGGGCCCGUCAAUGGCGACCUCCCAACGCGAAUAA
Messenger RNA from Phytomonas sp. EM1, 1269 nucleotides. Lineage: Eukaryota; Euglenozoa; Kinetoplastea; Trypanosomatida; Trypanosomatidae. The record is from the annotation of a GenBank genome assembly.